Messenger RNA from Carlito syrichta (Philippine tarsier), 4019 nucleotides. It is a transcript of the gene ERCC5, whose product is annotated as ERCC excision repair 5, endonuclease. The coding region runs from base 365 to 3934 and encodes 1189 amino acids. NCBI's taxonomy places the organism in Eukaryota, Metazoa, Chordata, Mammalia, Primates, Tarsiidae. Gene Ontology annotation, cellular component: nucleus. The record is from RefSeq and is a predicted model, not a curated record. Gene Ontology annotation, molecular function: DNA endonuclease activity; single-stranded DNA binding. The transcript has 15 exons. Gene Ontology annotation, biological process: nucleotide-excision repair.
UUCUGCCUUUUGUCUCGGCAGCGUCGCCAGGGUCUUCCAUUAGGAGUGCAAACGUUUGCGGCUGAAGCGCUGGACACGACGAGGCCCUGGUCCUCCCCGCCGCCGGCCAUUCUCUGAUCUGGCCUUCCGGGUGGCGGUGGCAGUGCUUGGGACCUGCCUGCCCCGGCCCGAGUUCUUCCCCUUGUUGACGCUCUCGCGGCUGCCAGUUCCCCCGGAAAGCCGUGGCAUCUGCAUUGUUUUCUCCCUUUCUUGUGUGGGGACAGAGAGAGCCUGCUCCCGUGGUCCUGGGCGGAGGGGUGCAGCCAGGGGUGGAGGAAUUGGAUCCCGUUUCUCCUUGGGUCCGCUCUGAGGACGCGCCAGCCUCAUGGGAGUUCAGGGGCUCUGGAAGCUGCUGGAGUGCUCGGGGCGGCAGGUCAGCCCGGAGACGCUGGAAGGGAAGAUCCUGGCUGUCGAUAUUAGCAUUUGGUUAAACCAGGCGCUCAAAGGAGUCCGGGAUCGCCAUGGGAACGCCAUAGAAAAUGCUCAUCUUCUCACUUUGUUUCAUCGACUCUGCAAACUCUUAUUUUUUCGAAUUCGUCCUAUUUUUGUGUUUGAUGGGGACGCUCCACUAUUGAAGAAACAGACUUUGGCUAAAAGAAGGCAGAGAAAGGAUUUGGCAUCCAGUGACUCCAGGAAAACCACAGAGAAGCUUUUGAAAACAUUUUUGAAAAGACAGGCUAUCAAAACUGCCUUCAGAAGCAAAAGAGAUGAAGCACUACCCAGUCUUACUGAAGUUCGUAGAGAAGAUGACAUCUACAUUUUGCCUCCUUUAAAAGAGGAAGAAAAACAUAGUUCAGAGGAGGAAGAUGAAAAAGAAUGGCAAGAAAGAAUGAAUCAAAAACAAGCAUUACAGGAAGAGUUCUUUCAUAACCCUCAAGCGAUCGACAUUGAGUCUGAGGACUUCAGCAGCCUGCCCCCUGAGGUAAAGCAUGAAAUCUUGACGGAUAUGAAAGAAUUCACCAAGCGAAGAAGAACAUUAUUUGAGGCAAUGCCAGAGGAGUCCAAUGACUUUUCACAGUACCAACUCAAAGGUUUGCUUAAAAAAAACUAUCUAAACCAGCACAUAGAAAAUGUCCAAAAGGAAAUGAAUCAGCAACAUUCAGGACAAAUCCAAAGGCAAUAUGAAGAGGAAGGGGGCUUUCUGAGGGAGGUAGAGUCAAGGAGAGUGGUCUCUGAAGACACUUCACACUACAUCUUGAUAAAAGGUAUUCAAGCUAAGAAAGCUGCCGAAGUGGAUUCAGAGUCUCUUCCUUCCUCCAGCAAAAUGCACAGCGUGUCAGUGGACGUGAAAUCAUCUCCUUGUGAAAAAGUGAAGACAGAGAAGGAGCCUGAUGCUGCCCCUCCUUCUCCAAGAACUUUGCUCGCUGUGCAAGCCGCCCUGCUGGGAAGCAGCUCAGAGGAGGAGCUGGAGCGUGAGACUCGAAAGCCAGAGAGCGAGCGGCAUGCCCCUGACACAGUCGAGGAAGGCUCCAUGUCACCACGGACUCUCGCCGCCAUUCAGCGGGCUCUUGAUGAUGAUGAAGAGGCGAACGUGUCUGCCGGGGACGAUGAGCAGCCGGGAGGGCCAGGAGCCCAAGAACCGCCUACAGACAGUUCCACCGAGGCAAAUGACAAAGGCUUUCACGUGAGAAAAGGAAGAGGAAUGUCAUUUACUGCCGGACACGCUUCCUCUGGCGUGGACUCUGCAGCGGAGCUUGGAGUCAACACGAGGGACGAAAGAGAGCUGACAGCCUCAGCGCCUGCCUUUUGUCAAAGCAGUGCCUCUAAUGUUUCCAAAGAGCCAAUGCCAUUUAUUCAUGUGGGGAACGAAGCCCUUCUGGCAAGUGAUGAGUCUACGAUUGAGGCAAGAAAAGAUCUGCUUCAUUUAGAAAGUGCAGUGGUUAGACACAGCGAUGCCCCAGGGCUCCUGAGUGGGAGGGAACUGACGCCAGCACCUCCAACAAGUGCAAGUUCUGUGUCAGGGGAUGAAACACUUACCAAAGUGCUCGAGCUACAGAAUGAGCUUGGCCCAUCUGAGCAGAAAUAUGCGUCCUCUGUUCCUUCAAGUGAUGAUGAAACAGAAUAUGAACAAAAUUCUGCUUCUGAAGCCAUGGACACUGCCAGUUUCCAGGAAAUAAAUAGCAUAGUAAGUGUCCCUUCACAGGCAGCAGGUAACUUAGAAAAUGUGGUAUCAUUUAAUGCUAAAGAGCAUGAGAAUGUCCCAGAAACCAUCCAAGAACAGCAGACAAUUGAAUCUGCAGGCCAGGAUUUAAUUUCAGUUCCCAAGGCCAUGGAACCAAUGGAAAUCAACUCCGAAGAAAGUGAAUCUGAUGGAAGUUUCAUCGAAGUGCAGAGCCUGACAAGUGAAGAUGACGCUUCCAAGCCUCCCUCGGAACAAGGUGAAGAGGAACUGAUAGGAGUGGAGGAGGAAGAAGCCACUGUUGACACCGAGAACCUCCCAAGGGACAGCUCUGAAGCCGACGACGUGGAUGUUGAGCCACAGGAAGAAGCUGGCAAAGAUGCUGACGAGCCGCUCAAUGAAUGGCAAGAUGUUAAUUUGGAGGAGCUGGAAACUCUGGAGAGCGACCUCUUAGCCCAGCAGAAUUCACUGAAAGCUCAAAAACAGCAGCAAGAACGAGUCGCUGCCACUGUCACCGGACAGAUGUUUCUGGAAAGCCAGGAACUUCUGCGCCUGUUUGGCAUCCCCUACAUCGAGGCUCCCAUGGAGGCAGAGGCGCAGUGCGCCAUCCUGGACCUGACUGAUCAGACUUCUGGAACCAUCACCGACGACAGCGAUAUCUGGCUGUUUGGAGCACGGCAUGUCUAUAAAAACUUUUUUAAUAAAAACAAGUUUGUGGAGUAUUACCAGUAUGUGGACUUUCAUAAUCAGUUAGGAUUGGACCGGAAUAAAUUAAUAAAUUUGGCCUAUCUGCUUGGAAGUGAUUAUACUGAAGGGAUACCAACUGUAGGUUGUGUAACAGCCAUGGAAAUUCUCAAUGAAUUCCCAGGACACGGCCUGGAACCUCUCCUAAAGUUCUCAGAGUGGUGGCAUGAAGCUCAAAAGAAUACGAAGAUAAGACCUAAUCCUCUUGACACCAAAGUGAAAAAAAAAUUACGGAAGCUGCAGCUCGCCCCUGGCUUUCCCAACCCAGCUAUUGCCGAUGCUUACCUCAAACCGGUGGUGGACGACUCCAAGGGCUCCUUUCUGUGGGGGAAGCCUGACCUUGACAAGAUUAGAGAAUUCUGUCAGCGGUAUUUCGGCUGGAACAGAACAAAGACAGAUGAAUCUCUGUUUCCAGUAUUAAAACAACUCAACGCCCAACAGACACAGCUCCGAAUUGAUUCCUUCUUUAGAUUAGCUCAACAGGAGAAACAAGAUGCUAAACGUAUUAAGAGCCAGAGACUAAACAGAGCUGUGACAUGUAUGCUAAGGAAAGAAAGAGAAGAAGAAGCCAGUGAGAUAGAAGCAGUUUCUGUUGCUAUGGAGAAAGAAUUUGUGAUACUCGAUAAGGCAAAAGGAACAACUCAGAAGAGAAGCAUAGCAAAUAAAUUGAAAGAGCCAGCGAGCCUGAAAAGAAAGAGACUUUCAGAUGCUAAAGAAGAGAAUAAAGGUGGGGGGUUUCUGGGGAAGACCUCCCUCUCGGAGUGGCGAGCUGCGUCUGCAAGCCAGGGUGCUGAAAGUUGGGCUUUGAUGAACACACAAAGGAGACACGCAGCGAAAGUGUCAGAAACCAGCUCUUCAGAUUUGCAGGACUCGGUGAGAGCUGCGCGUGUAAAGGAGGACGGUGUGACCACAAGCAGCUCUAGUGAUGAUGACGGGGAGGAAGCAAGGCCGACCCUCGUGACUGCCAGAUCCGUGUUUGGGAAGAAAAGAAGGCAACUGAGGCAUGCAAGGGGAAGAAAAAGGAGGACCUAAUUUAAAACGAUGCAUUCUCUAUCAUUAGCAUUUUGCAAUGAAUUUCUUGUGAAGAUGUAAUCAAAUUAAAUAUAUUUACACAGUC